UGUUACACAAACCAAACGAUGUGCUUUUUUUUUUUGGCGGAUGAGGAAGUGAAUACGCUUUCCCGAAUGACAGUCAGAGAUUAUGUUAUUUAUUUUGGUUAAUUGUUAAAUUAAAAGCAGUGAUCUGUUUUUUUAUUUAAAAAUAUUUGCUUUUUGUAAAUAGCAUACCUUGAUUUGUUGUUGUUGCUGGCACUCUGGAUGGACCAGGUUUGACUGACUAAGCCACCGGUGAAAUGACAGAGGUGAGACAAAGGAAGGAGAAAACAAAAGAGACCCUUCCAGGGAAGGACAGUCUGGAUUGUUCCGAAACUCCACUGAAAGACAAUGGAUGUGAAAUGACAGAGGAACAGGCAUGUCAAGAAUCAGAAGAGAGUGUUCUGGCAAAGGAGAAUUUGGAUUGUCCCAGAACUCCACGGUCCAAAACUCCACAGUGUAACAGCAAAUCUGCCUUGUUUCAACGUUUGGCAAAACUGUUCUUUGGUUGCUUGGCCGCUGUCACCAGUGGUAUGAUGUAUGCUAUGUACCUCUCAACCUACCUUGAAAGGAAAUUCUGGUUUUCCAGCAGACAGGAGCUUGAACGAGAAAUAACAUUUCAGAGCGACGGCGGGGUUUACUACUAUUACUACAAGCAAAUGCUAGAAGCGCCUUCAUUCCAAAGAGGUCUUUAUGAGCUAACAUGUGACAACAGGACGAUAUCAGCACGAACCAUAAAUGUAAUUGAACAAUUAUCAUUGUAUCCAGAGCUGGUCACUAGCUUUUUAUAUCAAAUUACUGGAAGCCAGGAUGUGAUUGAGCCAAUCUAUUUCUACAUCGGUGUGGUAUUUGUACUGCAGGCUGUGCAUGUGACUGCACUGUUUGUCUCCAGCUGGAUUAUGAGUGGAACGUGGAUAGCGGGUAUGCUUUCAGUGGCGUGGUACAUUGUAAACAGGGCAGACGCAUCCAAGAUAGAAUAUGCAAUUCCUCUGAGGGACAAUUGGGCAUUGCCUUAUUUUUCCUGCCAAGUAGCUGCCUUGACUGGCUUUUUGAGGAACAAUAUAAACUCUUCCACAGAGAUCUUCUGCUAUCUCCUUGUGAGUGCCUCCACCUUCACCUUCAUGGUGAUCUGGGAGCACAGUCACUAUGUGCUGUUUGUGCAGGCCCUCGCACUCUUCCUGCUGGACAGCUUUGACAUGGUUCAGACUCGUAAGGUGAUUGAUAUAUAUAUAAUCUACCUGUGUUCUAUUGCACUGGGAUAUUUUGCACAGUUCCAGAAUACCAGCAUGCUGAGCUCCCCAUUGCUAAGCCUUGUAGCUGGUUCAGUGCUUGCAAGGUACUUACAGCAAAAUAUGAAGAAAGGCCCUGUCGUAGCCAGACUGAUGAAAAUAAUGCUGCAUUUCUAUUUGGUGUUUACGAUCGCAUUUACAUUCAGCUUUGUCGUAAAGAAAAUAUUCCCGAGUGAUAGUGGUCAUUUAUUCAAAUUACUUGAAGUCAAAUUUGGAUUUAACACCACAACAGACUUCACCACAAACCUGCUGCUUUGUCAAGAAGCUUUCCAGGUUCCAAGCCAGGAUUUAUUUUUAAGACUGACACAGGCAUCUGUGCUGCCUUUCUAUAUACUUGUAUUGCUUGUCUGUAUUGUGUCAACAGUACAGAUGAUAUACCGGAGGCUAAGCGGUGAACCAAUGGUAACAAACCCCAGGCUGGAAGAUGGGCGGAUAGGAGAGCAGCCUGAGGUCAUCUAUCAUGUAUUCCACACAAUCCUCUUCGGCUCAUUAGCAAUGGUGUUUGAGGGCCUGAAGCACCUGUGGAUUCCCUACGUCUGCAUGUUCGCAGCAUUUGGAGUCUGCUCUCCAGAGCUGUGGAUGACUGUCUUUAAGUGGCUGAGACUGAAAUCUGUUCACCCAGCAGUGCUGGCUCUUAUAUUAAGUACUGCUGUUCCCACAAUAAUAGGAUUCAGUUUAUGGAGAGAGUAUUUUCCCAGAUUAAUAAACGAGCUGUCGGAGCUCCAAGAGUUCUAUGAUCCAGACACGGUGGAACUGGUGAGCUGGAUAAAAAAACAGGUUCCUGUGGCUGCUGUGUUUGCAGGGAGCCCCCAGAUAAUGAGUGUUGUAAAACUCUGUUCAGGUUGGACAGUGACCAGUUUACCUCUUUACAAUGAUGUUGACCUUUUGAAAAGGAAUGAAAAUAUUUACCAGGUCUAUGCAAUGAAGUCUGCAGAGGAUAUUUAUAAGAUCCUCACGUCAUACAAAGCUAAUUAUGUGAUUAUAGAGGAGGCUGUCUGCAGUGAGAUGGGUCCAGCAAGAGGUUGCCGAGUAAAGGACUUGCUGGAUGUCGCUAAUGGACAUGUGGUGUAUGAUCAAGGUGACAUGUAUGCCUUCUCAAAGCAUGGAAGAUUCUGCCACGAAAUUAAAUUGAACUUGUCGCCUUACGUUAACUACUUCACCAGAGUCUUCUGGAACCGAUCCUAUCAUGUGUACAAAGUCAACACUGUCAUCUCUUUCCAGUACUAAGGGGGACUGAAGCCUUAUCUCUCUACCAGUUGGUGCUGCCUAUUAUUGUUUUUUAUGUUUUUUAAUGUUAGAAAUGUCUUGUCAACCCUAUAUUUGUGCAAAUGAAAAUCUGUCAAACAUACAUGCUAUAGACAGUGUAAAAAAUAAAUAAAAGGGUUUAUUUUUCAUUUUACUGAAUAGCCAACCUAAAUGUAGUACUUGGCUAAAGCCCCAAGAUAGAGGACUAGUCAGAUCAUAAAACACCACUAUCAAGCACACUUUCACUGACAUGUAGCUAACUUUUUUCAAGGUGGUGUAUAUUUCAAUAGAUUUCUGAAGCUCAGCAGCAGAUCUUGCAAUCAGGUCUAGUGAAUGGAUAAGUCUGCUCAAGCCGGCUUGUACUAUGAGGACACUGACUACCAUCAUUAGAUUCCUGAGAUCCAGCAGGCUGAACUGCCAGCCACUUUAAACAGCGCUGUCACUUUGCCCUCAAGUCAAAGUAUAUCAAAUCAAUCAGGUUGGGCCUUUAGGUUCCAGCUUUGAAAAAGAUAAAAGAAUGAUGCAAAGAUGAAAGAUGUGCUGCAUUUUACAUUUUGACAUUCUACUUGAGAAAGCUGGGUCAGUCCUAUUAUUGUGACAUGCUUUUUUUUUUAAUAGUUGCCCUACUGGUUCACAACAGAAAAGAUUCAAUAUUACCGAACAACCCUCUUUCAAACACUCACAAACACACACACAUACAGUUUUAAUAUUACCGAACAGCCCUCUUUCAAACACACACAAACACACACA
Molecule: messenger RNA, 3257 nt
Organism: Acipenser ruthenus (sterlet)
Lineage: Eukaryota; Metazoa; Chordata; Actinopteri; Acipenseriformes; Acipenseridae
Product: probable C-mannosyltransferase DPY19L4
Exons: 20
Coding region: 234-2489 (751 amino acids)
Cellular component (GO): nuclear inner membrane
Molecular function (GO): mannosyltransferase activity
Source: RefSeq, a predicted model, not a curated record